Messenger RNA from Acanthisitta chloris (rifleman), 2095 nucleotides. RefSeq names its product NDC80 kinetochore complex component (gene NDC80). The transcript has 16 exons. Gene Ontology annotation, biological process: attachment of mitotic spindle microtubules to kinetochore. NCBI's taxonomy places the organism in Eukaryota, Metazoa, Chordata, Aves, Passeriformes, Acanthisittidae. Gene Ontology annotation, cellular component: Ndc80 complex. Bases 1 to 1923 code for a protein of 640 amino acids. The record is from RefSeq and is a predicted model, not a curated record.
AUGAAGCGAAACUCAAGCAUUAGUGGAAGCACCGGUCGGCAAUCUAUGUUGGCACUGAGAGUGCAGGACAGCAACAAGAUGGGUCUCCAAACACCUCAGAUGAAGGACAAAGGUGCCUUUGGGAAAACGAGCAUGAGCAAACCUGCAUCUGGAGCUUCAGAAAGAAAAGUCAGCUUUUUUGGGAAGAGGACUAGUGGGGCUGGUGGAUCACGCAACAGCCAGUACGGCGUGUUCGGUACAGAGAAGAUGAAGGAUCCCAGGCCACUUCAUGACAAGGCAUUCAUCCAGCAGUGCAUCAAGCAGCUUUCUGAGUUUCUCGCUGAGAAUGGCUAUGCCCAUAAUGUUUCCAUGAAAUCUCUGCAGUCCCCAUCGGUUAAGGACUUCUUAAAAAUCUUCACUUUUAUCUAUGGAUUCCUGUGUCCUUCUUAUGAACUGCCUGACUCAAAAUUUGAAGAGGAAAUUCCCAAAGUUUUUAAAGAGCUUGGGUACCCCUUUCCUCUGUCAAAAAGCUCCAUGUACACAGUGGGAGCACCACACACAUGGCCUCAGAUCGUGACAGCGUUGGUCUGGUUAAUUGAUUGUGUCAAGAUAUAUGCUGCAAUGAGGGAAAAUUCACCAUCGUUUGAUGAGGGACAGAACUGGGGAGGAGAGACAGAUGAUGGAAUUGUGCAUAAUAAGCUUUUCAUGGACUAUUCUGUGAAGUGCUACGAGCUUUUCAUGAAAGGGAGAGAUACUUUUGAAGAACUGGAUGCAGAAGUGCAGUCAAAAUUAAAGGAUUUAUUUAAUAUAGAUGAAUUCCAGAUAGAAGGUUUAGCAGCUGACAACAAAAGACUUCAAGAAGAGAUUGCAAGAGUAGAAAAAGAAAAGGAAAGAGAGCCGGAUCGUAGAGUAACACUACAAAAUGUGAAAUCAUCUCUUCAAGCAGAUAUCCAGAAAUUCCAGGCUUAUUUGACUAAUCUGGAAUCUCAUAUAACCAUCCUUGAUCAAAAAAUGGAAGGUGUCAAAGAGGAAGUCGAGAGAGCAGAAUUGGAGGCAGAAGCAAUGAAGCAGGAGAAUGCCCGGCUCCAGCACAUCUUUGAUAACCAGAAGUACUCAGUUGCGGACAUUGAAAGAAUAAAUCAUGAGAGAAAUGAGCUGCAGCAAACCAUUAACAAGCUGACUAAGGAAGUGGAAGCAGAACAAGAUCAGCUGUGGAGUGAAGAGCUAAAAUAUGCUAGGAACAAAGAGGCGAUUGAAAUGCAACUGGCAGAGUAUCAUAAACUGGCUCGAAAGCUGAAAUUAAUUCCAGUGAGUGCUGAGAAUUCCAAAGGCCACGACUUUGAGAUUCAGUUUAAUCCUGAGUCAGGACCAAAUUGCCUAGUCAAAUACAGAACUCAGAUCAAGGCUCCCCUUAUGGAGAUCAUAAACCAGACUGAGGAAGAAAUUAGGAAAGCUACUCAACGGAAAAUGACUUUGGAAGAUACUUUGGAACAGAUGAAUGCAAUGGUAGCAGACAAGAAAAACAGUGUGAAAAUGCUGACAGAAGAAGCUGAAAAGCUGGAUGAUCUUUACCAUCAGACGCUUAAGGAGGCAGAAGAAGAAGAGCAAAAAUUUGCAAAUGAUCUGGAAUUGUUAAAGAAACAUAAACAGUUACUUGAGAGUGGUGUCAACGAGGGUCUCAGUGAAGCCACAAAUGAAUUGCAUGACCUCCAACGACAAUAUCAAGUUGUUAUGCAAACAACAACAGAAGAGAACAGGAAAACUGGUGAUAUCUUGAGUCGUCUUUUAGAACUGAUUGGUACUCAUGUAGUGUCUAUAGGGAAAUACCUUGAUGAGCAGAAUGUGAAAAUUGACAGAGAAUAUGAAGAAUUCAUGUCUGAAGAUCUGUUGUCAGACUUGUCCAGAAUUCUAGACAGUUAUAAAAAGAAGGCUGAAAGCUUGUAAUUACCAAAAAUGUGAGGAUGAAAAUUUUACAUUUCUGAAGCUCUGGUAUGGUGCCUUCUAAAAGGAUGGCUACCUCCUGUUUUUAGCAGUGAAACUGGUUUUAAGUGUAAGGAGGUAUUUAUGAGCUUCCUUUGUUGACACAAAUACGUUCAAGAAUUAAAUGAUAUAUUUG